Messenger RNA from Volvox carteri f. nagariensis, 2151 nucleotides. RefSeq lists its product as uncharacterized. The transcript has 7 exons. The coding region runs from base 1 to 2151 and encodes 716 amino acids. Lineage: Eukaryota; Viridiplantae; Chlorophyta; Chlorophyceae; Chlamydomonadales; Volvocaceae. The record is from RefSeq and is a predicted model, not a curated record.
AUGCCUCUGUUUUUUCCUCAGAAGCCGGAAGGUCCCCUACAGGACGCGACGAGCCCCACCGCCGGCACCACCGCCUCAAACACCAAUUGCAACGGCGAGGACAAGGAAGAGGCUGACAAUCCCGUCUGCACCCUCUGCGCCCUAUCCACCACCUCACACGCCUCCACCGCAUACUUCAGCGCCGGGGGUUGGUCGCAAUUCGGCGAGGACGGCGAGUGGCUGGGAGGCCGCCCGCCGUCCGCGCUCCUCAUGUCUGGGGCCCACGGGGAUCUCCUCCCCUCCGUGGACCUCCCUCCGCCACCUGCGGGGAUAAACCACCACCUGCAACGCCACCCGCACCCCCACCAGGUUCACCAGCACUCGACGGCACCGUCGCCCGCGGUCCUCAAUAACGGUGCUAUUGCAGGCAGCUCAGAGGGGAUGCAGCACGGCGACGCGUUAGGGGCCCUCCUCGGCACGGAGUCCUUGGCAGCGCAACACCACCACCACCACCCAGCUAUGUCCACCACCACAACCUCCACCACUGCAAGCACUAUCGCCGGGCAGGAAUGUCAUGAACGGGGGCGAACCCGGGGGCAGCAUCCGCCGCCGCCAGCACCAUUGCCGUUGCCACUGCAACAAGACUACCUCCAGCAGAUCCAGCAAAAGCACCAGUCACAGCAUUCGAGCACGCCACCGUCCGGCAGCGCCGUGCAGCCCGCAGCCACCACCCUGAUGGUCGCAGCGGUGCAGGAGCAAGCCACCACUACCUCUCCUGCAAGUCCUCAGAACUGCCGGGACCAGGACACGGGCGAUAACGUCAAAAAUGGCAAUGAAGAACGCAUCCAUCACCACCAGCAUCACCACCAGAUGGGCUGCCUGAGCUGCUGCAGCGGCGACGUCAAUGACAGCAUCAUGCCCGCUGUCGCCGCGACGGCUGCUCUUUUCCACGGCGACGACAAAGCUGGCGCCGACUUAGCUGUCAGUGCUAGGGGCACUGACAACUUCGAUGCAGAAGUCCCUCCAGGCAUUGCAGCAGCUCGAGAAGACGUCGCGGGCAGCGGUGUCCACGGUCAUGUGGACCCCGUGUUGAAUUUGGUUUCGGAGCUGUACGCGGCGCAGGGUCGGCCUUGCUGUGCCUGCCAGGUGUUGUUGCGGUACUGCAAGGCGCAGGGGAUGGCGCCGGAGAGUCUGCGAGAGGAGCUGCGUGCCAGGGAGCUCCCGAAUGCAGAAGCACUGACCAAGGUCUGGGGAUGGGGCCCUUCGGAGGUGGCGCAGGGUAUCUCUGACUGCCUAUCUGAUCUGGCCAGUGAUCAGGGCUGGCAGCUUGUACGGAAUGACGACCUACAGUUGCUGUACAAGCCGCUGCCGAGUCAGGGUGUGCAUGCGUUCCGGGGGAGAUUUGUCGUGGACGCGCCCUUGGAGCACAUGAUGGCCCUGCUGCGGGAGGUGGACCUGUGCCCCACCUGGAACAAGUACUGCUCAUCGGCUUACGUACUGAGGGAGCUGAGCCCAGCGGACAUCCUGGCAUAUAUGUCCCUGUGGGUGCCCUGGCCCCUCAACGACGUGGGCUUCAUGGUGGAGGCCCAGGGGGCGGACCUGUUUGAGGAGGAGGGCCGACUGGUCGUUUGCUUCAAGUCACCAGAAAGGCAACAGGCAACAGGCAACAGCUCCAUCUCCACCGGCACUGCCGCCACUGCCACGACCACCGCCGCCAGCGCUGCCAGCACUCCUGGGCGAGGCGGCAGUCCGCACCCUACAUCGUCCUCCCCGCCACCUCCACCUCCACUCCUACCGCCACUUCCUCCGGGCGCGGAGCGGCACCGGCGCAUCCGCCUGCUGGCGCGCUCCUGCAUGGUCUUCGAGCCGCUGCCCCCCAGGGUGCCCGGGGGGCAGCCCCGCACGCGGUGUGCCGCACAGGUGUACGUGGAUCCAGGAAUACGCCUCGUGCCGCCCUUCAUCAUCUCCUUUGUGCUCAAGGUGCUGAGCCCGGUUAUGUACGCGGCGGUGCUCAAGGUGAUGGCGACGGCGUUCAAGUCCCCCAACAAUCCCCUGCCGAAGAGAAUCCAAGAGCGCGCGUACCUGUACGGCCUUGUACAGCGCCGUGCAGAGGCCUAUUUGCGGUCCAAGUCGGCCGCAGCAUUGGGCAAACAGGCGGAUGGGGUGCAUUGA